UGGCACACACCAGGUGAAGGAGGUUAUCUUGAUUAUUGCCUGCCAGGUUUGAGGAAUAAAAGCCACCAGCGUGUUAGUAGUAAGUAUUCAGUCAUGAUGGCUUACUUUUUGCAAGUUGCAGUGCUUUUGAGUCUGGCAGCGGCCAUGGCUGUAUAUGCAGAAAUGAAACUGGACUGUCGACAAGGUUUUGUGACGUUGGUGUGGACAGAGAGCAGGUCGCAGGCCGAUACGUCACUCUUCCGUCUGGGUAACUGUUUCCCCACAAGCUUGUCAACCAGUGAAGCCUAUUUCAAUGUCGAUCUCAACGAUUGUGACUUUAGGAGACUGGUUACUGGGGAUCAGCUGAUGUACACCAAUGAUCUGACUUACAUUUCCUCUCCGGAUUCUCACAUUGUUGCCUUCACACAUCCAGUUGUCUGUGCAUAUGAGAGGCCCGACAACUGGUACCCUAUGGCUUAUAACCCAGUGUUUCAAACCUACGGUCUAGAAUAUCUGGUCUUCAACAUUGGACUCAUGAAUGGUGACUUCUCGGGCCCCGCUGAAUCUACUAGCUUUCCUUUGGGCACCCUUAUCCCCAUCAUGGCUAGCGUUGCACAGAAGACCCAUCAGCCCUUGCUGCUGCUUCUUGAGGAAUGCGUAGCGGCUACCACGCCAGAGUUGCAGCAUGAAAGCAUCAUAUACCCGAUCAUCUCCAAUAAGGGAUGUUUUGUGGAUAGUAUGACAUCUCGCUCACAAUUUGAACCAAGGCAAAAAUCAUCAGAGAUCCAAGUGUCCCUUCAAGCCUUCAAGUUUGCUCUCGGAGAAGAGGUGUUUAUCCACUGCGAACUCCUGGCUUGGGAUCCCAAUGGUGUUGACCACACCAAGAAAGCCUGCCACUAUGUCAAAGGGCAAGGGUGGGAGCUGCUCGACAACCCGGACUAUAGUGCUCUUUGUGACUGCUGUGAAUCCAGCUGCAAGUCCAGGAGGACGAGGAGUGUAGCAUCAGGGAAACGUGGAGUGGUACAAAAAGCUGUCCUUGGACCACUUACCAUCACUGAUGUGACUUUCUGAAUGGCCUCAAGGAAUGGCUCCAUUUUUACGGACUGCUUUCAAUCUGAUUUGGCUAUUUAUUCUUGAUUUUGUGAGCCUCUUUGCAUUUCAGAUUGUAUGUGGUCAAUAAAAACUGUUUCCAAACUAA
Molecule: messenger RNA, 1177 nt
Organism: Cottoperca gobio
Lineage: Eukaryota; Metazoa; Chordata; Actinopteri; Perciformes; Bovichtidae
Exons: 10
Coding region: 94-1050 (318 amino acids)
Biological process (GO): egg coat formation; binding of sperm to zona pellucida; positive regulation of acrosome reaction
Cellular component (GO): extracellular matrix
Molecular function (GO): acrosin binding
Source: RefSeq, a predicted model, not a curated record